Messenger RNA from Clupea harengus (Atlantic herring), 1957 nucleotides. It is a transcript of the gene aifm2, whose product is annotated as AIF family member 2, ferroptosis suppressor. Gene Ontology annotation, biological process: apoptotic mitochondrial changes; positive regulation of apoptotic process. Lineage: Eukaryota; Metazoa; Chordata; Actinopteri; Clupeiformes; Clupeidae. Gene Ontology annotation, cellular component: mitochondrion; cytoplasm. Gene Ontology annotation, molecular function: flavin adenine dinucleotide binding; electron-transferring-flavoprotein dehydrogenase activity. The record is from RefSeq and is a predicted model, not a curated record.
GUCGACACUAAUUUAUGAUAAACUUUCGGAAGUGAUAUUACUUAGGUUACUAUUCAAUUGAAACGGAAAGUCAUACUUUUGACCAAACAGCAUGCUAUAUCCGAUUUGUUGUUUGGUAACGGUAGGCUACUUGUAGCCAGAUGUGGUCAGAACUUAAAUUGCAAUGAAUAAAUAUUAACAUCAACAGGUUGUUAUGUGAUAGGCUAGAAUACGCGCCUAAUCUUAAUUGGCUGGGUAUGCUAUGAAAUGCUUAGUCAUUCUUCGUCAUCGUUCUAUAAUCGUCAUUUGAAUAUUCCGAAUUCUCCGCAUUCUGUGUUAACUUGCAUAUCUAGAUAGGGCAACAAUGGGUGGCAGGCUAUCGGUAGAUCCAGAUACACACGUCGUAGUGGUUGGUGGCGGUUUUGGUGGUACAGCAGCCGCUCAGCAACUUAAAUCCUAUGGCAUCAAAUUUACACUCAUCGACAUGCGGGACGCUUUUCAUCACAACCCGGCUGCACUGCGCGCCGCAGUUCAAAGUGGCUUUGCCAAAAGGACCUUCAUUCCUUACAAGGGAACCUUCGGAGAGAGCUUUGUCCAGGGGCAUGUAGUGAAGGUGGACACAGAUGCAAGGGUCGUUGUUUUGGGUGAUGGACAGGAAGUGUGUUAUACACACCUCAUCCUGUGCACUGGAACAGAUGGUCCUUUUCCUGGAAGUUUCAAUACAAUCGCCCCCUACCAAGCAGCCAUCGAAGCUUAUGAGAAUUUGGUCAAAGAGAUCCAGUCUGCUGACUCUGUGGUGGUGGUCGGUGGUGGUUCUACUGGUGUAGAGAUGGCCGCUGAGGUCAAAACAGAAUAUCCUGACAAGAAGGUGAUCCUGAUUCACCCCCACAUUGCCUUGGCUGAUGCAGAGCUCCUCCCCAGCGUGAGGGAGCAGGCCAAAGAGGUACUGUUGGAGAAAGGGGUGGAGCUUGUGUUAGGACAGAAGGUUGCCAACCUGCAGGAUCUGAAGUUAAACGUGACCCAGAAGGACAUAGUCGUCACUACGGAUAAAGGCACCGAGCUCAAAGCCGAUCUCGUCAUCUGUUGCGCGGGGAACAAGAUCAACUCGGGAGCAUACAGCGCCACAAUGAGUGAAUGCCUCGCUGGGAACGGAGCCUUGAAGGUGAACGAGAACCUUCAGGUGAGGGGUUUCGACAGGAUUUAUGCGCUCGGGGAUUGUACCAACGUACAGGAGCCCAAGACGGCGUACAACGCGGGGCUCCAUGCCGGGGUCGCGGUCACAAACAUCAUCAACAGCAUCACCGGAAAGCCUCUGGUCUCAUACCAAACAGGUAAUGUGACCAUGUUGCUGGCCAUGGGGUAUGAUGAUGGGGUGGGGCAGUUCAACGGCUACAGGCUGCCCCGUUUCCUCGUGGCUCAAGGCAAAAGCAAAGGCCUGCUCCUGUGGAAGAGUUGGAAGGACAUGGGACAGACGUCCCCGUAGGAUGGGGCUGCCUGAAGAAGUUGUGUCAAUGUCCGUCCACACCUGUGCCUAUGAACCGUCCUGUCUUCACAGCUCAAGUGCUGACUGACUUUCUUUUCAGGGGAAACGGUGCCUUUGAAGAUACCAUCGCUAGAUGAACGAUAAUAUUGUCAUAAUAAGAGACGACAUCCCGAUAUAGUCAGGCCUUUCAUGUUCUACCAUCUUAUUUACAGGUGGAGUACUCCACCCUUUAAUUCUUCCAACAACAUACCUCAUGUGUGAUUAAUCUAUUAUCUAUUAAUGCUUUCUACCAUCAUUUAUCACGUUAGUUUACAUUCUAUAUUGGUACCGUAAUAAGCUAUGGGAAGAUGUAUCUGCCAAUAUCUAUGGUUUUCCAAAUGUGCUAUGUCCUGUAUGCAAAAAGAGGAAUAUAACGCAAUAUUUUCAAUAUGGUUUAUAUGAGAUUUCUAUUGAAUGAUAUAUAAAAUAGUUACUCUUAAUAAAUGUUUCACAAAA